This is a messenger RNA of Ciona intestinalis (vase tunicate), 3252 nucleotides long. NCBI's taxonomy places the organism in Eukaryota, Metazoa, Chordata, Ascidiacea, Phlebobranchia, Cionidae. The record is from RefSeq and is a predicted model, not a curated record.
UUAAUUGUCAUUAAAGGUUAUAGGCUUUAUUCAUAAAUUCAGAAACUACUUGAUGCUUGUGUUCAAGUAAGCUAAAUGACUGCGGAAUCAGCAAGUCGUUAUGUCAGGACCGGGUUUUGCAGUUUUCUUUUGUUUUUUGUACUUUUGCCGUUUUGCAUGUGUGAAGAAGCUACUAUUGCUGAAAUCGCCGUUAUAUAUCCUGCUCCACGUAACCUAACAUUUGAAAGCUCUAUGCAAUGCGUCACGCAGUACAUUAACGCGAACAUUUUGCAAAAUGUCACACUUCGUUUGCAAACAAACAUCACAACUCUUGAAUACGAUCACACAGGAGUCAAUGCAUUUAAAGCUGGCCUAGCUCUUAACAAGAGAAGUGGAGUAAUGGGUUUACUGGGUCCCAUACAUACGAACGAUGUAACAGUACUUCACUCACAAAUUGCUGCAAUGAACAUUCCACAGAUUGUUCCUAUUUCACGCGUCACAACAAAGAGUUAUAUGUCCCAUUUUCCCAUGUUAGUAAAAAUGACCAAGGGAUAUAUGAAUCAGGUUUCCGCAAUGGUGGAUUUGAUUCUUGAAAUGCAGUGGAAAACUGUUGGCAUCCUGAUAGAGAACAGCGAGUAUUAUCGAGACAUUUCUAGAAACUUCUACCCAAGUGUAAGAGCUGCUAACAUAACUGUGAAGUUUUUCAUUUCAUUCAAUGAAGUUGGCAUUGGAGUAGCGGAUACCAAAGAAGAAAUGCAAACUAUAAAAAAAUCUGGUCAACGUGUUAUUUUACUUUUAACAAGCGAUAGAUUGGUUAAUUCUGUGCUUGAUGAAGCUAAAAACUGUGGUCUUACCAACUCAGAAUGGGUGUGGUUGUUAUGGGCUGAUAUUGUUAAUACUAUGAAGGGUAUGCAAAGUUUGGAAGUCCAAUCAGGAUUUGCAUUGGUUCAAACAUUCCCCUCUACAAAUUUAAGUGAAACAUUAAAAACUUGUGAGAUUCCACAUAACUUUGUAUUUCGGAAAUACAUGGAUAGUCUGUUUGCAUUUGCCUAUGGAUUAAAAUCAUUGUUUAGUGAAAAUAGAACAUCUGUAAAGGCACCAACAGCAGGGAUAAGAUGGGAAAAUGGUCGACUAUUCCUGGAACAUAUUCUUUCCAACCAUCAGUACAAUGAAGGAAUUGCCAGUCACAAAAUAGAGUUUGAUGUUAAAACUGCAGAAGUUUUGUCAACACCCACGUUUGAUGUGGUUCAUUUGCAUAAUAGUUCAUGCCAAACUGUGGGUAAUUGGUCAAUGACUUCAAGAUUAAGCAUGAACAACCAAAGCAAAUUAACUGCAUUGAAAAACAAUUCUUUUAACUUGAACAACAUGCUUAAGAACAGUAAAAUCCGUGUGAUAACUAUGAAUGCACCUCCAUUUGUGAUGCAAGAAGAUGAAAAUGUCGCCAACAAUACAUAUACUGGCUAUUCGUUUGAAUUGUUCAGGAAGUUGCAAGAAGAUAUCGGUUUCACAUACGAAGUGUUGACUAUGCCUUCUGGAGUGUUUGGCGCCCGUGACCCAUUAUCUGGACAGUGGAACGGACUGAUUGGUCAAAUUGUAGAUGGUCUUGCUGACAUUGCAGUUGGCCCAUUCACAUUAACAGCUGAGCGUUCUAAAGCUGUCGAUUUUACUGAAGUGUUUUAUAAAACCAAUCUUAAGUACAUCAUCGACAUUCAAGCUGCUGGAGGAAUGAUGUCCGGGUAUGAUCGUUAUGGAUUCCUUCGUCCUUUCACAUGGACUCUGUGGCUCGUGAUCGCAAUUUGUGUUCUUGUGGUUGGCAUCUUCUUUACUCUCGUCUCACACCUUAGUCCGUACGGAGCUCACGGACAUUAUUUUCAAAGUGAUGAAGCUGAAGCAGCCAACAUCCGGAUGGAAAGAAGAAGAAGUAGCGUGAUUGGGGUUUCAUCCUCUUCUUUAUUCCGGAGGAGGUCAUCUUCAAUCUUCCCAAAGCAAGAGAAGAAUGAAAACAAACAGAGAGAUUCAGUAAGAAUAAAAAAGGAAGAGUCGAGAGACAGAAGCGUCGACAGACAGAUUGCUUCCAAACCAAAUGUAACUGAUGAUGAUGAAAGUGAUGAAGAGAGCAGAAGUAAAGCUCAGCGUCAGAUGUCACUUAGCAAUGCACUUUAUUUCGCUUGUGCUGGUUUGUUAUGGCAGAGUCCAGAGAGUGUCCCACGCGCACCGUCGGCACGAAUUGUUGCAGCUAUUUGGUACAUGGUCGGCGUGAUCAUCGUAGCAUCUUACACUGCGAAUAUGGUCACCUUCGUUUCUAUUAAAAUAGAAGCCUCACACUUGUUGAAUGUUCGUGAACUGGUAGCUCAAACCCAUGUUCCUCCAGGCACCAUAUCAUCAAGCUCAGUUGAGACUUUAUUGAAGACUUCACAGUAUCCUAUUGCUGAGAAACUUUAUGAUGCGAUUCUGUUAGACCCACGUAUGCCUGGUUAUAAAUAUCACACACUGCAGCCGAAUCAAGAAAAAGCAUUAGAGCAAGUGAGGAUUGGUAAGCUUGCUUUUGUAUGGGAAGGAGCCUUGUUGGACCAUGCUGCCUUGGAAUCUGAUUGUCAUUUAAAAACAGUUAAACUGGGAUUUGGACCGACAUCAUAUGCAUUUGUUCUGAAACAGGGAUCGCCAUACAGAGAGGAACUAUCAAAGCACAUAAAAAUUCUUGCCAAAAACGGAUACCUUGAUGAACUGAACAAAAAAUACUUCUCUCAGACUUGCAGCCAUGGUUUGGCAGAAGACGACAGUAAUUCUGUGACCGCAAUAAGCUGGUUAAGUCUCAUUGGUGUUUUGGAUUUAUUAUUGCUCUCUGCUGCUCUGAGUGUCAUAGUUCUUCUAUUUGAGUGGAUCGUGGCUUCGAUUUCUGAUAUCGACAAAACAAAUCCUAGAGCACCUGCUACUUUCUCUAGAGCAUUUGCAGCCAGGUGGAGAAGAAUGGUACAAGAUGCUAAGAGGAACUGGCUCCCAUUUAAACAUGCGCGUCUUCAUUGGAACAAUAAGAUGGGAAAGAAAGAAGUUCCAGUUGUCAAUGCAAUUGAACCUGAUCAGUGGAAACGGUAUACAACUUCAACUGAUGCCAUAAACCUCAAACCUGGUCAAUCAAUUUCUAAUCCAGAACUGUUUGAGAAUGACCUUCAAGAUUCUCUGCGUCUUCAUGAAUAGAGUUUUUUAUGUUUCUGUUUUUUCUGUGUUAUGUUUAAUUUCUUUUGUUCAACAAAAUUAAAAAAACCUGACAGUUUC